CUGUGUAUCGCGCAGUCAUCGUUCAUAAAAAAUUAGAACGAAGCUGUCAUAAGAAAUGUAGAAUUUACAAAAUAUGUCUUGACCUCUCUGCUAAUUAGUUAAUAAAGAUUACAAAUUUCAAUAAAGUAAUUCAAAUAAAUUACGUACACUUAAUAACGUCUUUAGAUUUACGAGUGAAUCAUCUUGAUUUUAAUGACAAAUUGUUUGACGUUUAUUCUCCGCCAUCAUUAAUACAGACAGUGAACUGCCAUAUUGCUCGUGUUAAAAAGGAUUCUUAACUAUUUACUUCAACGCGAACAAUAUAUCUGAAUUUAGUGGUAUAGAGAGUCGCUUAUUCAGUAAAACUAACGUUAAGAAUAAUUUCAAGCAUUGUUAAGCAGUAUAAAGUUUUAGCGUAAACGUGUUACAAGAGGUACAAAAUGUCGACUGGACCAUACAAUUAUUCAUAUAUUUUUAAGUACAUUAUCAUAGGUGAUAUGGGAGUAGGGAAAUCGUGCUUACUUCAUCAAUUUACAGAAAAAAAAUUUAUGGCAGAUUGUCCACAUACUAUUGGUGUAGAAUUUGGUACUAGAAUUAUUGAAGUAGCAGGUCAAAAAAUAAAAUUACAAAUAUGGGAUACUGCAGGACAGGAACGAUUUAGGGCUGUUACUAGAUCAUAUUAUCGUGGUGCUGCAGGCGCAUUAAUGGUUUAUGACAUUACACGUCGUUCUACAUAUAAUCAUCUGAGCAGCUGGCUUACAGACACGAGGAAUUUGACCAAUCCAAGCACUGUCAUAUUUCUGAUUGGAAACAAGAGUGAUCUAGAAGAUCAACGUGAUGUAACUUAUGAAGAAGCCAAACAAUUUGCUGAUGAGAAUGGUCUUAUGUUUGUCGAAGCUAGUGCAAAAACUGGACAUAAUGUUGAAGAAGCUUUCUUGGAGACAGCAAAGAAAAUAUUUCAGAGUAUACAAGAUGGACGAUUGGAUCUUAAUGCUGCUGAAUCGGGUGUCCAACACAAUCCUAGUCAACCUGGUCGCACUAGUCUUCAAGGAGUGUCAAAUGAACAACAAGGAGGAAAAGAUUCCUGCUCUUGUUAGGUUAUUAUUUGUUUGUAUAUAUAAGUGGAUUAAUUCAUCAAUAUUAUUAAUGCAUAUAUGAUUUAUACUAAGUGUAGCAAGCAGAUCAUCUCUUAUCUAAUAUCCUCCCUUGAUCUUUAUAAGUGAAAUCUACUUAAUAACAAAAAAAAAAGAAAAAAUAUUCAGGAUAUUCUUUUUCAGAUAAUAAUAAUUUCAAGUAAUAUUGUUUGGAUUUCUGACACAGUAUAGAUAUAUAUGUUAUAAAAGUUAUUUCACUGAUAUCAGUUUUAUGGCUGGCAUUCCAAAUGGUGUAUUAACAAUGUGGUUUUUACAUGGUUAUGGCAACUUAUAUAUAUUUUGCAUAUUAUAUAUAUUCUGUUGUGUAAUUGGAUAGGUAUAGAAUCGUAUGGUAUAACGAGUUAUUCAAACCAUGAAGUCCUUUAUAAUUUAAAGCGCAGCGAAAGUUCUAUGGAUAUUUGAUAGUAGCUUGUUGGUGUGUAUAGUAUAAGUUAUAUUACAUUCUUUACAAAUUAUAUGAUAGGCCUAUACAUAUUUCUCAUAUGUACAUACUACAUGGAAGUUGAUGCUAAAUUUUAAACUCUAUAAGAGUAUUAAUAGGCCAAUAUGGUUUUACAGUAGAGACAUAUCAAGAAUAAACUUUCGCAGCGUCUUUGUUUCGCUUCUAACGAAAGAAAAGAAGCUAAUAAUCAUUAUUCACGAAGGUGUUCCCAUGCCAGGCAAGAAGCUAUAUUGAAUGUUGCUGCUUGCAUAUUUCUAACAUUAUAUUAUACAGGCUGAUAAAGCAGUUAUGUGCAAUAUAGUAUUUGUAGAACUUGAUACUUCCUGUAGUGACAUGUGUAGAAUUUAUAAUAAUUUUGAAUAGGUCUAUUCAUUUCUCUUGCAUAAUAAUCUUAUGCAACAUAUGAAUUAUUACGAGUGUAUCAGCAUCAUCGUAUUUUUAUAUGCUAGAUUCUUUUCUGCACAAAUAAACUGACCUUCUCUGAUGAGAAUUAUAAACAUUCAGCGUUUUGCGAAGAUAAUUACAUUCCAAAUUCUAAGUAAACGCACGAAUAUCAAGAAACUCUCUUGUUAAAUUUUAUGCUCUCUUCAACAUGAAUCUUUUUAAUAAUGAGAAGUGUCUUUGUACACUACUCUAUAUGUAGAUAAAUGAUGCUUCUGCUGCUUCUCAAUAAUUAUAACAAUAUCGUCAUUUGUUAUAUACUUGGUUUACAUUGCACAGCCCUGACAGUAAGCUGAAUAAGGAAUACAAUAUUUAAUAAAGAAUGAUUUCUGCUUUUUCAUCUCCUUGGCUCAUACGAUUAAUUAAUUGAAAAAUAUUAUUUUGCCAAAGCAUAAGUUUCAUAUUAAAUAACUAUCUAUCUCUAAAUUUAUAAGGAAGUCUGCAUUCUUCUUUAAAUUUUGUAUUCUGUAUAUAAGCAUGCUUAGAUCCAUUAUUAGAUGUUUAAUCAAAUCUUUUUAGUCCAAGAGUUAUAUUCAUAUAAGAGGAAAAUGUUUAAAAACAAAAACAAAAAUAACAAAAAAAAAAAAGAAAGAAAAUAGUAAAGUGAUUUUAAGUAAUUAUUUACAUAAUUCUGAUAUAUUAUAAUUUCCUGCAUUUGUAAUAUCAUUAUAAAAUAGAUCAAUCAAAAUAAACUGACCAAAGCCUCUUAAAUC
Vespa mandarinia (Asian giant hornet) is the source of this 2729-nucleotide messenger RNA. RefSeq names its product RAS oncogene family member Rab14 (gene Rab14). Gene Ontology annotation, biological process: Golgi to endosome transport; defense response to bacterium; endocytic recycling. Lineage: Eukaryota; Metazoa; Arthropoda; Insecta; Hymenoptera; Vespidae. The record is from RefSeq and is a predicted model, not a curated record. Gene Ontology annotation, molecular function: GTPase activity; GTP binding. Gene Ontology annotation, cellular component: recycling endosome; trans-Golgi network; phagocytic vesicle.